This is a messenger RNA of Labrus bergylta (ballan wrasse), 1344 nucleotides long. It is a transcript of the gene srp14, whose product is annotated as signal recognition particle 14. Gene Ontology annotation, cellular component: signal recognition particle, endoplasmic reticulum targeting. The record is from RefSeq and is a predicted model, not a curated record. Gene Ontology annotation, biological process: SRP-dependent cotranslational protein targeting to membrane. Lineage: Eukaryota; Metazoa; Chordata; Actinopteri; Labriformes; Labridae. Gene Ontology annotation, molecular function: 7S RNA binding; endoplasmic reticulum signal sequence receptor activity.
GGGCUCCAGCUUGUAGUACGUGUGCUUUACAGCAGUUAGCUUGUGACCAGGGAGCUAACGCUACAGUUCAAUUGAAGUCAGAAAUAUGGUGCUACUUGAAAACGACUCGUUCCUUACAGAGCUCACGCGGCUCUUUCAGAAGUGCAGAGCAUCUGGCAGUGUUGUCAUCACACUAAAAAAAUAUGAUGGGAGGGUGAAGCCAGUUCCUCGAAAGGGUCAAACCGAGUCAUUUGAACCAGCAGACAACAAAUGUCUCAUUAGAGCAUCUGAUGGCAAGAAGAAAAUUAGCACAGUGGUCAGCACAAAAGAAGUAAUCAAGUUUCAAAUGGCAUACUCCAAUCUCCUCAGAGCUCACAUGGAUGGACUUAAGAAGAAAGAUAAGAAAAGCAAAAGCAAGAAAACCAAAGCCACCCAAUGAGAAACAGACUCUUACACAUAACCUUGGGUACCUAAACUGACCUGUACUAUCUGAGGGGAUGGGAAAGGCCUCUACUUGGUCUGUUGUCCCACCCCAGCUUACUUCCUGUUCACCUGAAGCCUCAAACACUGUUCAUCCACCAGGUGACUGCUUUGAUAUCACGCCAUCGUUUGCAUGGUUAUGUCUCAUCCUCAGCUGCUCAUUGGCACCGGUGAUCUGGAACAGAAAAACCUGAGGGUUUCUCAUAAAUCAUACAGGAAGAAGUCAGCUUUAUUGAAACUUCACCACUUCUGCUUCAGAACCAGGUCAUCAACAGGUGGAGUCGAAUCCAUGGAGCCCAAUCAUUAGCUGCCUUUCAUACUAUUUAAUUGUUAAGAGUCCCUUUUUAUGUUAUGUUGACAGCUGACCUGUUGGAUGUGCUGCCAUAUUUUCAUUUUUACGGGGUCUCAAGAAUAAUGUUCAAUAUUCCAGUCAGUGGAUUUAUAAUUUUUCUUCUUUGUGAGUAUUUUUUUAAUUUAAAAAAAUAAUUAAAAUGAUUGUUUAACUGCUUUUUAACAAGGGACAAAACAGAUCAGAUUUUUCUUCAAUUAGUCUUACUUGAUGUAGGAGAUAUAAAUGUCCUUAUUCUUUUUAAAACAAAUGAUCUUUUCUCUUUUUUUUUGAACCAGCAUGCUGGGGACACUGUAAACAUUCUGAAGAAAUUCAAACAACAAAGGUUCAAAGUCGUGGAUUUACUGAAAAGCAUAUUUGAGUUAUGAAUACAGAGACAAAGUAUUGGCUGUAAUUCUAUAAGGUCAUUUCUUUUCAUCACAAGGCAGGUUUAAGUGCAGCCAGUAUAUUUUGUCAACCCUUUGUAUUGUCUCGUCAUUCUCCUGAAUCCUGCAGAGGAAUUUAAGUUCAGCAAUAAAGUGCUUUGUUAAAAGUCA